AUGAGCUCCCCCGGCGCCGAGAGCGCGGGGAAGAGCCUGCAGUACCGAGUGGACCACCUGCUGAGCGCCGUGGAGAGCGAGCUGCAGGCGGGCAGCGAGAAGGGCGACCCCACGGAGCGCGAGCUGCGCGUGGGCCUCGAGGAGAGCGAGCUGUGGCUGCGCUUCAAGGAGCUCACCAACGAGAUGAUCGUGACCAAGAACGGCAGGAGGAUGUUCCCGGUGCUGAAGGUGAACGUGUCUGGCCUGGACCCCAACGCCAUGUACUCCUUCUUGCUGGACUUCGUGGCUGCCGACAACCACCGCUGGAAGUACGUGAACGGAGAGUGGGUCCCGGGGGGCAAGCCUGAGCCUCAGGCGCCCAGCUGCGUCUACAUCCACCCCGACUCGCCCAACUUCGGGGCCCACUGGAUGAAGGCGCCCGUCUCCUUCAGCAAAGUCAAGCUCACCAACAAGCUCAAUGGAGGGGGUCAGAUCAUGUUGAACUCCUUGCACAAGUACGAGCCUCGGAUCCACAUAGUGAGAGUUGGGGGCGCACAGCGCAUGAUCACCAGCCACUGCUUCCCAGAGACCCAGUUCAUCGCAGUGACCGCUUAUCAGAACGAGGAGAUCACGGCUCUUAAAAUUAAAUACAAUCCAUUUGCAAAAGCUUUCCUUGAUGCGAAGGAAAGAAGUGAUCACAAAGAUAUGAUGGAAGAACCUGGAGACAGCCAGCAGUCUGGGUACUCCCAAUCAGGGGGGUGGCUCAUCCCUGGAACCAGCAGCCUGUGCCCACCUGCCACCCCCCACCCUCAGUUCGGAGGGCCCCUCUCACUUCCCUCCACGCACGGCUGUGAAAGGUACCCCGCCCUGAGGAACCACCGGCCAUCCCCCUACCCCAACCCUUACGCACAUCGGAAUAAUUCUCCAACCUAUUCUGACAAUCCAUCUGCAUGUUUGUCCAUGCUCCAAUCCCAUGACAGUUGGCCCAGCCUUGGGACACCUGCCCAUACCAGCAUGCUCCCCAUGAGCCACAGCGCCGGCCCGCCCACCGGCUCUAGCCAAUACCCCAGCCUGUGGUCUGUGAGCAAUGGCACCAUCACGCCCGGGGCCCAGACGGCGGCCAUGUCCAACGGGCUGGGGGCGCAGUUCUUUCGGGGCUCCCCCUCGCACGCUGCGCCUCUCACCCACCCGGCCCAGGCCUCCUCCUCCUCGGGAUCCCCGCUGUACGAAGGGGCCCCCACGGCCACAGACAUUCCCGACAGCCAGUACGAUGCGUCGGCCCAAGCCCGCCUCAUAGCCUCGUGGACUCCCGUGUCACCACCUUCCAUGUGA
Messenger RNA from Neomonachus schauinslandi (Hawaiian monk seal), 1311 nucleotides. It is a transcript of the gene TBXT, whose product is annotated as T-box transcription factor T. Gene Ontology annotation, molecular function: RNA polymerase II cis-regulatory region sequence-specific DNA binding; DNA-binding transcription factor activity, RNA polymerase II-specific. Lineage: Eukaryota; Metazoa; Chordata; Mammalia; Carnivora; Phocidae. The transcript is spliced from 8 exons. Bases 1 to 1311 code for a protein of 436 amino acids. The record is from RefSeq and is a predicted model, not a curated record. Gene Ontology annotation, biological process: positive regulation of DNA-templated transcription; heart morphogenesis; somitogenesis. Gene Ontology annotation, cellular component: nucleus.